AUGAUGUCGAUUGCCGGUGGCUUUCUGGUUCCAUUCAAAACUAAAGGAAGUCUUCGAUUAGUAGACUUGUCCAACGGUACCCCACAACGACCAAUGGAAAUUACAACUGGAUCGGACGAUCACCACUGGUUUUACCACCGAGUAUUAUGGCUCGAUAUGAAUGGAGAUGGAAAGAAAGACGCGGUUACGUGUCGGGCCAAAAAAUCACUUCUGGGUGGCGGUAGUGGACAGUUAGUUUGGUAUGAACAUCCACAGAGUGAUAGCAUCAGUAAUCCGUGGCACCAUUUUAUCAUUGCUGACCAUUCGGACACGUUCCUUGAUAUAUCAACAUUGACCACACCUGCAGGGACCAAUACUGUCAUAGUAACAACUGGAUUCUUUUCAAAUCAACUGAAAAUCUACUGGACAACAGAUCCUGCAGGAAAAUGGACGGACACUCUCAAGAUUAAAUCAAAAGUGAUUGAGGAGCAUAUUGGUCACGUGUUUGAUGUACAGAUUGUUGACGUAAAUAAUGAUGGGAAAUCAGAUUUAUUAGUCACCUCAAAUGGCCUUAGUAAUACCGCCGUCUAUGUUUACGAAAUACCAGCGGAUUUCAGAACGCAAACUUUUACUCGACACACAAUCAUGACAGGUUUCAAAUCUCACAAUCUACUUCCCGGUGGUGGUGCACCAGGAUCAGCUAGAACUAUUAGGAAUCCAUCUACAAACAAUGGGAAGCCCCUGAUUUUAUUGUCCGGUGACGAUGACAGCCAUGCUUACAUCUUAAAUGCAGUUUCUGAAAGUGUAUCUGAUUGGUCAUAUCAGUCAAAUAAGAUACUAGAUACAAAAGGCGGUACUGUUGGUGGAAUCACGUCACAUGAUAUAGAUGGAGAUGGGUAUCUUGAGAUAUUCGUUCCUGCAUAUUCAAAUAGUUUGAUACAUAUUUACAAACUUUUACCGUAAAUUAAACAUUUCAUA
Molecule: messenger RNA, 957 nt
Organism: Mytilus californianus (California mussel)
Lineage: Eukaryota; Metazoa; Mollusca; Bivalvia; Mytilida; Mytilidae
Exons: 5
Coding region: 1-942 (313 amino acids)
Source: RefSeq, a predicted model, not a curated record